AUGAUGGAUGAUUGGCAACCCCCAAGAAAGAAACGCCGCGGCGGCCAUCAGCAAAGAUUACAACAACAGGCUGCCGAGAAGGAGGCGCCAGCAAGCUGCGAGAGCUCUGCUCUGUGUUUGCUGCUGUUGAACUUGUUUGCGUGGGGGUUCUUUUCGCCACAAAGAGUUCAGCAGAUCGCUGAAAUGGCUGUGAAGGACAUCGAACGAUCCAAGGAAGACCCACAAGUUUUGAAAGACCUCUACACCCUGUCCAAUCUGGGGACCAAAGGAAAACACGCGAACAACAUCCACGCCGAGCUCAUGAGCAAAGUUGAGCAUGUUCCAAAAAUCCCCAAGCCUUUCAAAGCAAAAGUGCCACUGAAAGGGUUUCCUGACUCAGUUCAAUCGAUGCUGUUGCCACAUGAAAUGUUUGCUUGUCUAUACCGCAACUACAAGAAGGUCUGGUCCACUGCAGUUGUGCCAAGCGUUGAGCGGGUGCAAAAGUUUUGGAGAGCCAUGCGGCUUCAUCCCCAGAUGCGUGAUCACCCCAUGACUUCCUCCCCUCAAUGGGAGAGUUGGACUGUGCCUAUUGCCGUGCACGGUGACGGAGUUCCAGUCACUGGUGUGGGGAAAGUGUGGAGUCGAGUGAUGACCAAUUACUCAUGGUAUUCCCUUCUGGGAUAUGGUACCACUCCAUCAAUGCUCAUGUGGGUGUGGGGGUUCUUUGACAAGCUGAAGGUGGGCGACCAAGCAUCAGGCACACUGCUGGAGUUCUACUCCAUAUUGAGAUGGAGCUUUUUGGCGUUAUCGGAAGGCAGGUACAAAGAAGGCUCUGUGGAAGCCUUGAGAGCCGGGUCUUGGCUGGCUGGUGGCUGGAAGGGUGUCCUAUGGGCACUCACAGGAGACCUUGACUACUUCAACGCCAUGCUUGGCACCCCCAACUAUUCCGCAGUGGGUGGCCCAUGUAUGCAUUGCAAAUGCACUGGGACUGGCGCUGCAACAUGGACAGAUUUUCGACCACAGGCUAUGUGGAGGAACACCCGCUGGGAGGCCGACGUUUGGAGAAAUUGGGACGAACGUUCGAAGUGCAUUUUGCUGACUCUUCCUGGGGCGAGUUGCUGGUCAAUAGCCUACGACUGGGUUCACGUAAAGUACUUGGGCGUAGAUCAGUACAUCUUUGGCUCAGUGAUGGCCCUCUUG
Durusdinium trenchii is the source of this 1179-nucleotide messenger RNA. Lineage: Eukaryota; Dinophyceae; Suessiales; Symbiodiniaceae. The record is from the annotation of a GenBank genome assembly.